AGUUCCGUCUUCGUCUCCCAUUCCGAUACUCAACAUCCAUCCCGUCCACAACCCACCCUCGCGUGCGAGAGACCUCAUCGUGCAGACCGAACGGCGCACGGAUGCAUAUACCUACAUCUUCGUGCUCGUUUCCUCAAUUGCACGCCGAUCGGCCGGCUAGCCACCACGGACAAACGAGCCUGUCGUCUCCCCCAGCUAUAACACACCAACUGUGGCCUCUAUGCACCGAACGUUGUCGUAUUAGCGCGUGUCUAUAGUUUCCUGCCUCGCCAGAGGACGCCAUCGCCAAGGCGUUUUCCCGGUCAAAUCCCGGCCCCAGAUCGUCGCGCAUUACAAGUCAUCCAUCCUGUGAUCUGGCUUCGUAGUGCUCCGGCUGGGCGCGGCGCAAGCAGCGCGACGCGCGCAGCACGUCUAGACAGACAAGAUGCCAGCCUUUUCCGCCAUCAAUGUCGAGCCUGAAGAGAGUAUUGACGAGGAGAUCGACAAUACUCGCGAGAUCCAGAUCGACGAGGCCUUGAAACGCUUCCAGGCCGCCCUCAAGCUCCAUGCCCAAGGCCCCAAGCAUUACCCCGAUGCCUCUCUGGCAUACGAAUCGUUAUUCCAGUCCGAUAUCUUUCGAUAUCCCGAGAGUGCGACAGAUUUCGAUCGUGCCGAACGGCAAUCCGAUCCUCGUAACCUCGGCCUUGACGUGCCUUUCCCGCAGCCGCUCGACGUAGCCCAAGCUGAUAUCGACGGUAGUGGGAGCAGCCUACCACAGACCCUCUACCUUGCCUUCAAAAACCAUGGCCAGUUCAUCCUAGACAACAUCAGACAUGAAUUCAAGACUGAAGCGGACCGGGCAUCUAUCCUGAAGGAUGAGAAGGUGCUUGCGGAAGCCCGGAAGGCGUUACAUGAGUUCAGCGUUGCUUUGGACUUUGAUCCGUCCGAUGCCGAACUGUGGAGGAGAGCGGCCCGUGUGGCCGCGUUUCUAAACAGUUCCAGGAUUAGUCGAUAUUGCCUCGAGGCUGCCAUCGAACUUGACGAUGAUCCGGCCGUCGAAGAAGUCGAUCCCCCCUCUCUAGCCGAGGCACUUGCUGGUGAACAGUUGAAGGAACAAUUGAGCAUCUUAUCCGACCAUCUUUCGCAAUCUCACCCCAUCAUGACACCAUUCCUCAAAAAAUCGUUGCCGGAAUCACUUAGGAAGUACCUUGAUCCCUUGCCAUUCCUCCCGGACCCUACGAAAUCUCUCGCCCUGGCGGCACUGCCGACGAUAGAAGGUGAGCAAGAGCUCCCACGCCUCAUUAUCAAGGUCCCCGUGGCUUCGUGGACCGAAUUGGGGAUGGCACUUGUGCGUUCGGUCGCGAGCAUGGGCGUGUCCGGCCAAGCUGUCACUUUGGAUUUCCCCGAGAUUCCAGACCCUCAAGACGAGGUUCAGUUGUUGGUGGACAGACCGAAACCCGGGAAACCCGAAGGCGGCGGGACGACCCGGCUCGCUCUGGGAGCAAAGGUAGCGGCACAAUCCAAAGAUGACCAGAGCGACUCCCCGAAAGAGAGCAGCGCCGAUAACGGCAACGCCGCAGAGGACACGCGUGCUGAGCGUAGCGUCUCGGUUCUUUCCCGGAAGCGAUCCCAAUCCACUGCAGGGCUUCCUGAUGCGGUAGAGGAAGAGGUUACCGACCAGAAGAGGAGUAAGAGAAUCCGACGGCGAGAAACUGCUGGCGAAGCUAUGGACGCGAAUACCCAAUACGCCACCCAGCUGCAACCAUUCCAAGCCGCCGAUCAAAAUCUCUUUCAAAUGACUCGGAACUUGAUAGAGAACUUGGGUGUCACCGAUCGCGACACUCUCAAUCGACUUGGCGAAGUGCUCGACUCUUGCGCCACGGAAACCCGCACUGCUAAACUUGAGCGGCCAGCCCUAGUUGACCUGCGCGAUUCGCUCGUGAGAUUCGACGAGGAGAGCACGAGGGUGGUCCUCAACAAGAAGGAGGCCACGCCUGUCGGUUUCUCUUCAUUUCUCGAACACUCGAAGCCGUCGUCUCAAAAUAAACCAGAGAUGCCCGUGUUCCACGAGACGAGAAGCCUGAAAGCUUUCGUCGAGAAAGUGAAUGGCGGCUGGAUGGCGAUUCAAGAUGUCGCUUUCGAGUGGGUUAAGCACAUGUGUGGUACUUACCUGACGAGCAAGUGGUCAGAUGGUAUGAAGAGGGCCGUGGUUCAAGUUAUCAGCCAUCUUGACGAGGACAUUUGGAAUCGCGUACACUACGAACUCGAGUGCCUCACUUCGUCCGAGAAUCCGAUGCAGGCGUGGGUAGCGGUCGACGAAAUCGUCCAGAUGCUGUUUGAACUUCACUUGGAUGUCUACGAGCGGAUAACAAAUCCUAGCAGCGCUGUCGACUUCGCUAUUCGUGCAGAAACUAAAGGAAGAUUGGGACGAUGGUUCGCCCUCGCUUCGAAGAUGUCCCGCGAUCGCUCUGACACCGUAAACCAUUCCCUGUCGGUUCGUUUUUUGUGGUCUGCUGUCUUUGCCGUCACUCUGACGGAUGGCGUGUCAGGAGAUCACGUCCUCCAGUGUUGGAAAAGCCUCCGCGACAGCCUCGGCGAGGAGCACGAAACUGUCGACAUUCGACUUCCGAACAACGUCAUUAUGCCAGAAGUCUCAGCGCUCGCAGCGGACAGGGAGAUAUCUAAACUUACCACCAUGGACUUCUUCCUCGGGCUGUUCCAGAACGACCUCAGCCAUCCUGUCUCUGUCAUAGAGAGCCUCGAGCCUGUCCUCAAUCCCUCAUCCGUCUAUACGUCAACGAGUAACGUACGAGCAUCCUCUGCUCCGGCCGGCGAUGAUGAAUCGGAAGACCUAACCCUCAGGCAUAAUAAGCUGCCAAUCUCCGAGACGACGGACCAAGGACUUCUAGAUCUUUGGAAAUUCUUGCUUGGCACGAGCACUGAAUUAAGAUUGUUCCUGUGGAAUCGUCUGGGGGAGGCGUAUGAGGCCAUAGACUAUAGAACGAAACAGUUCUCCUGUCUUCUCAAGAGUAUCGAGAUGGUGGUUAGCGACUUCGAGCACAUCUCCUAUCAAGCUAUGCCUGUCGAGGCGCGUCGGCCCUUGUUCCUGAAAAUGCUCAAGUCUCUAGACGAUCUACUGAUCCGGGCGCUCUCGAUGGCCCUCAAUGACGCGAAAUCUUUCGAUAUUAUAGACGACGAUCACCUGAAGUCGAGCAUGUCAGCUUUGGCGAAGCUUUGCUGUAUCCUCCACGUGUCUUGCAUGUAUGAAGACGAAGUCCGUGUCGGCAUGAAGCAGCAUGCCUCGAAUGGCGCAACAUUCCAAUCGUUCUUGACCAAACUUCGCGAGAUGCAGGUCAGGAACUGGUCCCUGUUAUAUACAGUUCUCAAAGCCGGAAUUUCUCAGAAUAGGGAGGGAUUUACCUCGCCAGAAAACGAUCUUGCUGACUACUUGGCGGCAAUCCAUCAGGUCCUAGGUCUCAGGAAGUUUUGCAAGACAUCCAACAAGAUAUUCCUGAAGAUGAUGCGAGUCGAGCUGUUGAAGCAGCACCUCAUCGACAAUUGGGAAGACUACCUUGGCCAAGUCCUUUAUGACCUGUACGGCCUGAAGCUCGGAGUCGGCCUAGGCGAGGUGCAGGAUCAUGGGUGUCCUCCGGAAAAGUUAGAGCGACGGAAUACGACGGCUCUCGUGGAGAGGAUAUCAGUUCUCGCCAACCGCAUGCCCAUGAAGGAUUUGCUCAAGUCUGACCUCAAAAACACGAUCGAGCACAUGCAGCAAGCCAUCGGGCAGACCAAAUCCAACCAGCAAUUCAUUCAAAAUCUCAGGAUAUUCAACCAAACCCUCCAGAGGCCUAUAUCGGAACUUCGCUUGUAUCAAGCUCUGAAAGGCAACGUUUCCAUGGAUGCGGUUACCGUAAAUACGCCAGAUAGCGCCCUGGCUAGGCACAGAUGGUUCUUUCUCUUAGGCAUGAUCGCGUUCACCAAGUUUAAGGGCGUGGAUCUCAAUAGGAGACAGACCCCAGGCGCCACUGAUGACCUUCGGCUUGGCGCCACGUUCCUCCGCCAGCAGCUGCAGUUCACCCCUGAUCAAUGGGAUGCCUGGUUCAGGCUCGCCGAAUGUUUCGACUACGAACUUGACGAGUCUGUGCUCUGGACUGCGGAUAAGAUGAACAAGGAGAGGGCGGAGCUGGUGAAGUUCCAACGAAGUGCGAUACACUGUUACACGCUCGCUUUGUCGCACUCUAGGGGCGUGCUGUCCAGCAUGCAGAACGAUGAUAUCCACGACCUAUAUUACAAAUUCGGCAUGCGCAUGUACGCGUCUAGCCGGGAGCCGUUCGCUAUGGAACCGUUCCAUCACCCGGAACAUAGGCGAUUUGUCAUUCUCGAAUCCGGUGUAGAGUCUAAGGAACUUCAUUCCCAGAUGCAAGAUUACAAAAUUUGGAGAUACGCCCUGCGGCUGUUCGUGAAGGCAAUGGAAGUCAAGCCGAAACAAUGGCAGAACCCAUACAUGGCUGCCAAAUGUAUCUGGAAGAUGUACCAGAAACAGCCCCUAACGUCUCUCGACUUUAAAGACCGCCGAGAUCGACCUACAGUGCAGAAUGUUAUCGAUUCCCUCGAGAAAGCAGUUAAAGUCGUUUCCGCACUGCCCAAGCCGCGCCACGGUCAGGACCCGAUCUUGGAGCCUCAUUAUAAAAUUGUCUCGAUCUUGUACAAGCUCGUCGUGCGAGGAGAUAUACCGGCGCAAGAGGCAGCCGUCGUGCUGCAGCGUCAACCGUACGCAUACCAGAACGGGGAACAUGUCGAGAUUAACGAACCCGAAGACUGGGAGUCGCUCGUCAUCAAAACGCUGACCCUCCUUCGCGAAAAGGACAGGUCGAAUUGGCAGCAUCGUAUUAUCAUGCGUCACGCCAGGAUCCUGUUCGACGAGAACGCGGAAGAGCAAAGUGUCGCCCAGGCAUUGGCCGCAUUUAGCGUCCUGAGGGAAUCGAUGCUGACCAAGACUAUGGUGAUGAAUGUGUGGAAAUGCGACGCGGAGCGGCCGGGUCGGCACCACGUCUACACCGAACAGUAUGUCCGAUUCGUCGUCAAGCUCUUGGUCGUUCUGAAAGACAGAGUCAACUUUGAGGCCAUGCUUCGCCGCCUACGCAAAAAGGGCGCAGAUUUCUACCACUUCAACGAUCUGUGGCAGACAUGCUGCCUCGCGUACUUGCGGCUUAUCCGCCAAACAUACCAGAUCUCUCCCGUUAUCGAGGACGAGUUCAAGAUGACCGCCCCUGAGGAGUUUGACAUCAUCACCGCCAGAAUCGGCGACUGGUCCUCGGAUUCAUCUUCGUCUCACCCCGCACUCAGCGCCAUGCAGGAAACCAUAGAGUUGAAGAAGCUCAAUGCCGGAUUAAUGAAGGCCGGUGCUAUCGACGACCUGAUCUGCGACUGCUACACAGCCUUGUACUUUGAGGUUGGGAAGUCUCUUCCCGGCCCCUCUGUUUCUACUCUGAUUGCAGAGAGAGAGCAAGCUCGGCAAUCUGAGAAGGCAUCAGAGCCUAAGCCUGCCAACCUGUUGACCAGUCUGUUCAAUCCUCAAUCCCACGAAAAUUCAGGCGCGGAGGGCGCCGCCCCUGACUCAACCACUACGAACGCAGAAGGGGUACAACGACCACGCAAGCCCGGUAUUCGGAGGGCUGAUGUCCUUCGCAGAGCAGAGCAGGCGGUUUUGCGUGCUCAAGAAGGCCCGAAGGCCGCCGGUGCCAAGUCCCGCGGUUCUGUUUCUGGUAGCAAGACGCCUGUCGUGGAAGAGGGCAAGGAGGGCGAAGGGAACGACGACGCCGCACCGGAGGACGACGUAGAGAUGAAGGACGAGGAAGCCGAGGGCGACUUGAGCUCAGCCCCUGGAAGUGUCCACGAUUCGGCAGACGACGAGAGUGAUCUUAGUGAUGUCCCCCCGGACGAUGUGUUGGAUGAGGAUGAAGCUCAGCAGCUGAUGUUCCCCAAUUUGGUCCGCAGAAGCACGGGCGCUGUGGAGAGCGACAAUAGUGACACGGAGGACGCAAGCUCUUCCACUGAGGAUGUUGAGGAAGCUGAGGAAGUUGAGGAGGCAGAAGAGGAAGAAGUAGAUGAAAUGAAGGAAACCGGAGAAGGCGGAGAGGAAGAGGAAGAGGAGGAGGAUUAGGAGAUGAGGGUAAUCCUUAGUUACAUGAGAGGGCACGUUUUGUAUGAUACUCUGGAGCUGAUUGAUACCAAGAUUCUAGACCACACUACGGGAUAACAAGAAGAAUCCAGAAUUCAUGUUUGUCAUAAGAAAA
Durotheca rogersii is the source of this 6275-nucleotide messenger RNA. RefSeq lists its product as uncharacterized. The record is from RefSeq and is a predicted model, not a curated record. The coding region runs from base 425 to 6142 and encodes 1905 amino acids. NCBI's taxonomy places the organism in Eukaryota, Fungi, Ascomycota, Sordariomycetes, Xylariales, Xylariaceae. Gene Ontology annotation, cellular component: nucleus; HIR complex. Gene Ontology annotation, biological process: chromatin organization. The transcript is spliced from 3 exons. Gene Ontology annotation, molecular function: nucleosome binding.